UAACCGUUUGAAGUGCCACCUAGAUACCCUUUCCUUUAUAUAAUGACAGAAAAUCGAGACCUCUGGUCUCCUCCCUUCAAAGCCCUAACUCAUAAAAUUCUCCUCUUUCGUUAGCAUCGUAACCAUGGCCGAUUCUCCUGCCAAAAGGAAUUCACAUUCUGUUUCGCCAUGGAGAGAACAGUCGAGGUCUAGGUCAAGGUCUCGUUCCAGGUCCAGGUCCAGGUCUAGGUCAAGGUCUAGAGCAAGAUCAUUGUCUCCACAGCCUAGGCAUAGAUCACGAUCACGAAGUCGUGGCAGAUCAAGAUCAAGAAGCCAUGGCAGGACUGAAGCUGUAAAUCCUGGAAACACACUUUAUGUGACUGGUCUGUCUACAAGAGUAACAGAGAGAGGACUAGAAGAACAUUUCGCUAAGGAGGGAAAGGUUGCUUCAUGUUUUCUUGUUGUGGAGCCCCGUACUCGCAUUUCUCGUGGUUUUGCUUUUGUUACGAUGGACAAUGUUGAGGAUGCCAAUCGUUGUGUUAAGUAUCUCAACCAAUCGGUUCUAGAGGGCCGAUAUAUAACAGUUGAGAAGUCACGAAGGAAGCGACCAAGAACUCCAACACCAGGACACUAUCUUGGGCUGAAAAGUAAUAGGGACUAUGGCCAUCGGGGUGAUCGUGGAGAUCGUGGUAGGUAUCGAGGCCGUGAUGACUACCAUGGUCGAGAUGAUUAUCGUGGCCGUGAUGAUUAUCGCAGGUCUCCAAGGCGUUCUCCUUAUCGUGGGGAGCGUGCAGGUCGUGAAUACUCUCCUAGGCGCUCUCCCUAUGGUGGAAGAUCAAGAAGGGACAGGUCUAGGUCACCAUAUUCUCCUUCUUAUCAUGGUUCUAGGUUGCGUUGAUUGUUAGUUUGUUGGCUUUCUAAGUGGCUAGUAGCUUAGUUUGUAUUCAUUCAGGAUGUGUGUAGUUGUGUGUUGCCGCUGAACUUGGCAGUUAUGCAGUUUCUAAUGAAAUGGUAAUGAUGUUGUGUUGGGUGAAGGAAA
Molecule: messenger RNA, 1018 nt
Organism: Ricinus communis (castor bean)
Lineage: Eukaryota; Viridiplantae; Streptophyta; Magnoliopsida; Malpighiales; Euphorbiaceae
Product: serine/arginine-rich splicing factor SR45a
Exons: 9
Coding region: 125-877 (250 amino acids)
Biological process (GO): positive regulation of mRNA splicing, via spliceosome
Cellular component (GO): spliceosomal complex
Molecular function (GO): RNA binding
Source: RefSeq, a predicted model, not a curated record